ACUAACGUUAAAUUAAUAUGUUCUGAAAAGUUUGAUUUUGGACAGCUUAGUCGCAAUAAUAAAUUUUAAUUAGUCAACAAAGAAAAAUAUCAAUGUUUCAAAAAAAUCAGUUUUCUCAAUCGAAAUAAUGUUACAUUUUAGAGCUAAAGUAAAGUGAGUAUGUAACUCAACAACUAAGAGCACCAUUAUCCUGGUUUCUCUCAAUGGGUUCUAUGUUAAAUGGGCUAUUUAUUUAAAUCAAAAGGAAAAUUAAAUGGGUGUUACCGAUCCUUAAUUUGGUUAUUUGGAAACCGUUUUGAGAAGGGUUUGUAAAGGCACGUGUCAGCUUCUAAAAAAAACGUUUUAUUUUGUUUUUCUUUUCUUCCUCUCUUCGCGAUCUCCGUCUCUCUCUCUCUCUCUUCUCGAUCUCCCUCUUCUCUCUUGAUCUCCGGCUUCUCUCUUCUAUCUUCUCUAUUGAUCUCCGCCGGAGAACGCGUGAAAGCUAUCAGUCCGAUCCGUAACAGAUGAAGCCAUCCUCCGCCUCAAUCUCAUCGCCUCCUUCUCUGAUCUCGGUUCGACCGCGUCAAUCUCCUCGCCUCCUUCUCUAGCUCGUCUAGGGGAGGUAUGAUGAGGAUUGGAUCGAUCAGACAACAAGAGUCAAAUUUUUAAACUGUUUGGUCUAAACGAUCUUUAAGGCCUUCGUCCAGGUGCUGUGGCUAGGACAUUGUUUCUGUCUUCGCAAGCCCAACCUGAGACCAUUGUAGAGGUAAUUUUCCACUGAGUUAGGGUUAAAUGCUUGUCUGAGAUAUUCUUUAUUGCUCUUGUCUGGAAAGUAGUUGACAGAGGUUUAAAUGUUUGUCUGAGUUAGGUUGUGGUUUAGUGUUCAAUCCGCGUGUGAUGAAAGUAGUUGAUAGAGGGUUUAAUGCUUCGUUUAGUGUUGUAUUAGGAGUGUGAGAUAGGUAAUAAAUAUGUUAGAUUCAUGUCAACUCAUGUAAUAAAUCCAUUCUCUUCUCCUAUUUAAAUCUGAUUCCUUCUAUCUUUAUUUUCAUCUUCUCGAAAGCAUUCUUAUCUUUCUAUUGUCUGCUAACACAUUUCUUCUUUUUUCUCUCUUCUUCGAAAUUUGGCUCUAUGGAUUCAACAAAUCCAUAUACUGAGACCGGCAAUUUUGUUAACCUUCUUACAAGUCAACAAGGUUGUGUCCCUCCUCAAGCCUUUCGUUAUGAUGGUUUCUCGCAUGGUGGGGAGGUCGGAUCACCACAAGUCCCUGUCUAUGGUGAAGAGACACCACCUGAGGGACGAUCGAGGAAGAAAUGGGGUCUCACCGAGGAUGUUGUGCUUAUUAGCGCAUGGUUGAACACCAGCAAGGACCCUGUUGUUGGCAACGAGCAACGGGCUGGUGCUUUCUGGAAGCGGAUAGCUGCUUACUUUGCAGCUAGUCCAAAGGUGCAAGGUGGUGAAAAGCGAGAGUCAAUCCAGUGCAAGCAGAGGUGGCAGAAGAUAAACGAUCUCGUCUCCAAGUUUUCUGGAUCCUAUGAGGCGGCAACAAGACAGAAGACAAGUGGAAUGAAUGAGAACGAUGUAGUUAAGCUGGCACACGAGAUCUUCCACAAUGAUCACAAGUUGAAAUUCAAUCUUCAACAUGCGUGGGAGGAGCUGCGGUUUGACCAGAAAUGGUGUGAAGUAGCUAGUAGUAAGCUUGAUGGAAGCAGGCAGAAACGCAAGUGUGACGAUGGGGCUCAGUCCGAAAGCUCUCACGCAACCCCCAAUGAUGGUGAGCCACGUCCUCCUGGUGUUAAGGCAUCAAAACGAGGCAUUGGUAAGAGAACCAAUGAAGGCCUCAAGGAUGUCUCAGAGAUAAAGAGCUUGUGGGCAAUUAAGGAGAAAGAUUUGGAAGUGAAAGAAAGAUUGUCCAGGAUGGGCCUGCUUGAGACUCUCAUUGCCAAAAAAGAGCCUCUCUCUGACUUUGAAGAAGCUUUAAAGACGAAGCUUCUUUCAGAAAUGUUGGGCGGCUCAGUGUAGGUCUCGUUGUUGCUCUGUUUCAGGCGGCAACACUUACCGAAGGAGUGGAGCAUUGUGGUCUUCUGGUCUUAUGUGUCACGGACGUGGAAAAGCGGAUGCUGUUUUGUUGUUUUCUUGUGUCAGAGCUUGCUCUGUCGUUGUUGGUUUGUUGUGUCACGGAAGUAGCUACUGUUUUCUUGUUUUGUUGUGUCACGGAAGUAGCUACUGUUUUCUUGUUUUGUUGUGUCACGGAAGAAGCUUUGUGAUAUGUUUGUUGUUUUGUAGUCUCAUUGUCUUUAAAAUGAGAUACUCUUUGUGACUUUCGUAAUGAAUGUUUUCAGUUCCCCUCUA
Molecule: messenger RNA, 2328 nt
Organism: Brassica napus (rape)
Lineage: Eukaryota; Viridiplantae; Streptophyta; Magnoliopsida; Brassicales; Brassicaceae
Product: glutathione S-transferase T2-like
Exons: 4
Coding region: 1108-1998 (296 amino acids)
Source: RefSeq, a predicted model, not a curated record